AAUGUUGCACAACAUACCUCAGAUUUCCCGACGUCGCCGUCUCAUUCCUUUCUCCUGUCGAAAUUAUGAGUCCAGAACAUUUUCAUCCUCCGGGAUACGCUUUUCGCAAAUGUGUCGAGCGCUUUGAGCAAGGCCUAUACACUCCCCAUUCCUUCCCCGUCUAACCCAUGUUUGAUGUCCUUUUCUUGAGAGCAUCGAGGAGGACUAUCAAUCGAUUGUAAUGAUCCAGAACCCGGCCGGCUUAGCCAUGGCAAAGCUGCUGAUCGCAGCAACGUCACGACGGAUACUGCAUGGGACACGAGCUACACAAGUCAAAGGAUUCAAUAUCAGUUCAAUCUCCAAAUCACAGAACCGAAAGGAUGGUCAACCGCCUCGGCGCAUCCCUGCCCCGAGCACUAUCACCUGGGACAAAUGGGAUGGGGAGAUCUGGGAUCCCACAAGCUGGUAUGACAAGAUCAAGCGGCGAGAGGAAGAUGAAACUCGCAAAAUAGGAAGUGUUGAAGCAGCGAGAAUGCGGUUCAACUCAGCUCCCGUAGAAAAACGCCAAUUUCGACAGUGUAAGUUCGCCAUAGCACAGAGUGAACUCGCUGUUACACAAUAUGUCAAUCAAUUCAGAAGAUUUGUGGAUGACCUCGGCAUCAUUCUACGUCUCCUGAAAACUUCCAGAUUCUGUCAGUUGAGAUACUUAGCCGGGAAAGCUCGCAUUAUCAACCGCUACGGUUUCAACGCUCAUGUUAGACAAUUCAAGAUAUCAGCCCUAUCCUCUACCGAGAGAAAGUAGCAUACGACAAGGCAAAUACAUAUACAAGCUUGGGAUUGAGCAACCUGGUGUUGGAGAACGAGCUUAUCACAUUCGAGCUGCAGCAGCUCUCUGCCGACAAAAACGCUCUUACGAAGGAACUAAAGCAACGUAAAGAGCGCCACAAGAACAUACUUCAGGGACAUUCUCGCUCUGUGGCUCAG
Molecule: messenger RNA, 963 nt
Organism: Mytilinidion resinicola
Lineage: Eukaryota; Fungi; Ascomycota; Dothideomycetes; Mytilinidiales; Mytilinidiaceae
Exons: 2
Coding region: 221-781 (186 amino acids)
Source: RefSeq, a predicted model, not a curated record